Nerophis lumbriciformis (worm pipefish) is the source of this 1125-nucleotide messenger RNA. Lineage: Eukaryota; Metazoa; Chordata; Actinopteri; Syngnathiformes; Syngnathidae. The record is from RefSeq and is a predicted model, not a curated record.
AUUCACACGCUGCAGUAUUUCCACACUGCGUCCUCUCAAGUUCCAAACUUCCCAGAGGUUGUGAUUGUUGGUUAUGUUGAUGGAGUUGAGAUUAGUUACUAUGACAGCAACAUCAGGAAAACAGAAUCCAAACAGGACUGGAUGAACAAAAUCACAGCAGAGGAUCCAAAAUACUGGCAGAUACAAACAGAGAUCAGUGUUGGUAAUGAGUUCAUUGACAAACACAACCUUGAAGUUCUUAAGAAGCGUUUCAACCAAACUGGAGGUGUUCACAUUGUCCAGUGGAUGUCAGGAUGUGAAUGGAAUGAUGAGACUGAUGAGGUUAAAGGUUGGCAUCAGGAAGGUUAUGAUGGAGAAGAUUUCAUAUCGUUGGACAUGAAGACAUGGACAUAUACUGCAGCAAAACCACAAGCUUUCCCUGACAAACUCAAGUGGGACCAGAACAUAUUUAUACUAGACGACCAGAAGUAUUAUUACACUGAGGAAUGUCCUUCUUACUUGAAGAAGUAUGUGAAGAAUGGGAAGAAGGUCCUAAUGAGAACAGAGCUUCCAGAGGUGUUCCUCCUCCAGAAGACGCCAUCCUCUCCAGUCACCUGCAUGGCGACAGGUUUCUACCCCGACUUAGCCGACCUAUUUUGGAGGAAAGACGGCGAGCAGAUCUUCGAGGACGUGGAGCACGGAGAGCUGCUCCCCAACCACGACGGAACCUUCCAGAUGUCGGUGGAGCUGAAAGUGGAGGUGACGGCCGAGGUGGAGGGCAAGUACGAAUGUGUGUUCCAGCUGUCUGGCGUCAAGGAGGACCUGGUCACCAAGCUGGAGAGAAGAAGCAUCCUGAGCAACGCAAGCCAUGAAGACAACUGGAGCGUCGCCCUCGCUGCCACGGCGGCAGUCAUCGCUGUGGCGGCCGUCCUGGCGGCCAUCAUCAUCGUCAUGGCCAAGCUGGCUGUACACUGUGGCAUUGAACCCAGCAAAACUGGAAAUGCCACAGCACAAGACAACACUAAGAUCCUCCCUAUGACGAAGGACUCGGAGGACAGCAUUCCAGAUGCCUUUGAGGUGGUGCCACCUCAGAACUGUCCCUUCCCGGACAACCGUGUCACAUACAUUGGUGGCUGGGUGGUAUAA